AGCUUCGCACGUAGAGCCAGAGCUACUCGUGGUGGUAAACAUCGGCUUUUGCCACAAUGGCCGAACUCUCCAUCAAUUUCAGGCGGCCCCAUGAGUUUGACAGAAGUCGCGCUCAUAAGCAGGGCAAGGGGCUGGACGCCAAAACCGGGCUGGAGGCCGAGCGACUGGACAGCGGCAUUGACUCCAUGCCGGAGGGCAGCGUGAGCAGCGUUACCGACCAAAUGGACAACCUCAGUGUCAACUGUCAGAGCGGGGAAGAGCCGGCACCGUCCCACAACUGGACACAGUUCAGGAGUGAGGACGAUGAUACGUUCCUUCACCUGGCCAUUCUGCACAAUUACCCAGAUAUUGCCAUCUUCCUCGUGAGGUCUAACACGUCUGUCAUGGACCUCCGCAACUCGUCCCAACAGUGUCCGCUGCACUUGUCAGUUAUCAUGGGUCUGCCGGCGGUGACCAGGGAGCUGGCGCAGGCAGGUGCCGACCUGGAGUGCACAGACAACCUGGGCAACACGGCCCUGCAUCUGGCCUGUGAGCAGGAAAGCCUGGAGUGCAUGGACUCGCUCCUCAAUCCAACCCUGACCAGAACCGGGAGCCAGCGCCAAGACCUAGAAAAGCGCAAUUACAAUGGCUACACGUGUCUACACAUUGCAGUGAUGAGAGGACAUUAUGAAGCUGUUCAGAAACUGCUAGAUUCAGGAGCCAACAUUAACACUCAGGAACCGAACAGUGGGAGAACCCCCUUGCACUUGGCGGUCGAGUUCCAGCGCCGCGACGUGGUGCAGCUCCUCAUCGAACGCGGAGCGGACGUGAACCGACUGAUGUACAACAGCUGCACGGCCUUCCACCUCACCGCCGGCCGGCCAGACCUGGAGAUCCAGAACCGGCUGUUCAAGCUGACCGACUCCUUGCUGAUCCCACUGUACGAACCCUCGGACUCGGAGUCCGAGGCGGACUGCGAUACCCAGUCGGACUGUGAUGUGCCUUUGGAUUACGAUGACCUUCAGAUAGGAGGCCACUCUCUCCACUGAACAAUAUCGUGGACCUUCUCAGCCCAACUCUGAUAGCGAUCGUGUCAUCAAAGUGGAACCACCAGCAGACACCGUACUUUCCAGGCUCGAUCACAGACCCUCCCGCUCUUCCUUUGAGUGUGAGAGAGAGAGAGAGAGAGACUCGACAGACUCACGUUCAAGCACAGCAGGUCGUUCCCUCCUGUCAGUGGGGCUCAGGGUGUGGAGUGAGGUUGGCUGAAACUGACGAGGGGCUGAAUGGACACGCGUGCAGAAAGCUGGCAGGCAAGGACAACCCAGCCAGUUCCCCAAGCUUGUCACUUGAAGCUGUCUUUCUCCACCUACUCAACCCUUCAACAGCAGCUCAUUCUGCACCUUUGCUGGACAUUGGAUAUGUAUGAACUGACAAGCGGGAUUUUGGGUGGGAAUGCAGAACUCCUUCUCCCCAGCCCUCCUACCUUGAACCCUUGUGUUAUCAGGCACGUGGGUAGUCUACCCAGGCUGAGAGUUGUCAGGUCCAAGCCGCAAUGGUGGACGUUCAUUGGGAUUUGGAUUGGUCUCACCUUGGCCAGCAUCUCUUCUGGAAGUGUAGAUGGAAGUCUACAAGGAAGUGAGGGACUCAGCGAUCUAGUUCUGCUGCACCUUGGGCCUGGGCGGUACACUGCCUUCACAUGUUAUGCAGAGAAGCCACAGAGGACCAGUGGUGGAUGGGGGUCCAGGGCUCCCCCGCAUUUCUCCUGUGCCCCUGAUCCUGGUGUGCUGGGACCAACAGUCUGCCCCUUUGCAACCUUAUCCCAGCCCUCAGUAGCUGAGUCCAGAACUCAGUAACUCCAUGGCUGUACACUCCUCUUGAGGAACGCCUCUGCUUUCCCUCAAGGGGAAUCAGUAACACUUCUCAAGGGUUGCAACUUUGACUUCCCUCCUUUCUUGCCAACCUCAAUGCAAACAUACAGACAAUGCCCUUCGUGACACCCCAACCAUCAUCUUCAGUUUCGUGUGCACCCUUUAGCUGAUUAAAUGACGAAACCCGGUACUUAUACCAAAUUCUGAUAGCCAGCGGCCCCUUUGGACAUAACAGCCAAUUAGUCUCUGCAGCUUGCCACAGACACAUUACACACUAAUGUUUUGUAGUCAUUCUUGAAUCAGAAAGUCAAGAUAACAUAGGAAAACUGAAUAUUAUGGGUUGUAGAAUAAUGUUGAUUUCUUUUGUGAGUUUUAACCUUUUUUUAUUCUGAUUGCUUUGUCAUUUUCAUGUGGACUUUCGUCAAUAGGCAGGGCAGUAAACCUCAGAUAACCUGUUAUCCAAUUAUUUGGUGACCUUGAAGGUUUGGCAUUUGAGCCACUGGAUACUGAUUCCCUUUUAUUCUCUCUCUCCAGCACAUUGGGGCCACUGUUCCCAUGUUCCGUGACCAUUCUCCAGGGCCUGGGUUCCAGUGCUUCUGUAACCAUGGGCCAAUUCCUCCCCCCCACCCCACCAAUCUUAUUCUGGCUUCUUCCACCACCCCCGCCUUUCCAGUCCUGAUGUGGGUCUCGGCCCUAAAUGUUCACUGUUUAUUCCUCCCCAUAGAUGCUGUCCAGCCUGCUGAGUUCCUCCAGCAUUGUGUGUGUGUUCUCACUGGGGAAGUUUUGUUUUAGCAUUUGUUGAGAGGGAAUUCAGAGUGUUAUAUGAAGGAAAACUAUGACAGAUUAGUACCGCUGAAGAUACCAGGUGAAUGGAAUUUUACGGGACUGUAAAGCGGGCUGUGGGAUUUAAGCCCCCCAUACUCACUCACUACCCAUUAGGUCUGCUGGCACUUAGGGCAGCAGUGAAGGUCCUCCAUCUCCGGUGGUGUUCAGUGCUUCCUUCAUCGUGUCGGUAGCUUCCUCUCGGUUUUCACUACUGUCAGUCACGCAUGUCCCAGGUGGAGACUCAGGAAUACCGUCACACUCAGAUGUAGAAGGAUUCUUCAUUGCCGUUUCCAUAACAGUUUUGUUUGACCAGUCAGGGUUGUAGCCGUGAGCUGAACCCCGGAACCUGAAGGACUGGUGGACCACUCUUAGUCUGGCCUCUACCCUUUGACCUGUUUGUCAUGGGUGACCCUACCACAAGCCAGACUUCAGCCCGUAUCAUUCUCCAGAUCCUCGAGGCAGACAAGCCUCUAAACCAUGGUUGUGGUCCUCUUGGAGAAAGUUCUACCAUUGGUACUAGAUGUCUACACAUGGACAGAGAGUGGAUAUUCCAGCCACCAGUACACUUUGCUUGAAAUUCAAUUAUUUGCCUUUGGAGUGAGCUUAUUUAUUGAAAUGUUCAAAAGCUCAAUAGGUUAUAUACUGAUGAAGAUAGGAAAAAUAUUUAGUCUAGAUUUCUCUAUAUCACACAAUGGUGAAGCCAUUGCUUUGACUAAUGUAGCCAGAUUAUCUCCCCUCUCUACCAAUAGAGUGGAAAAUUCCAGUCUGGUCAGCAAACCCUGCCAUCCCAGGCAAUCUGGAUCACAAUAACUAAGUGCUCCCUGUAAAUCUGUUUUCAUUCUGCACAGCACAGACAUGACCCUUUCCCAGUGACCAAACGUUCAAUGAAAUGACUGAAUCAAAAUUAAACUCAAAGAUCCAAGUAAAUUUAUCAAAGUAUAUACUUGUCACCAAAGUACAUUUAUUAUCAACGUAUGUAUACAGCAUACAACCCUGAGAUUUGUCUUCCCACAGACAGCCACAAAAUAAAGAAACACCAUGGAACCCAUUCAAAGCAAAGCAUCAAACACCCCAUCACACAAAAAAAAAACAAAUUGCAAAAUGGUAAAAAAGCGAGCAAAAAGCACAGAAUAUAAAACAUUGAACCACAAAGUCACUGCAAGAAUUUAAGAAUGUUCAGUUUAGUUUAGUUCAGUUCAGUUUAUCGCUGCGUUGUUCAUUGGCCGCAGUCAGUCCACCCGAAUCAAAAUCACACAAAAUAUUAAAAAAGGCGCAAUCAGAAACCAGACUCGCAUCAUGACAUAAACUACAAAGUCCAAUCCACAAACUGCAUCAAUGAAAACUUGUCCAAGAGUAGAUACAAAGAAAUACAAUAGAAUCAAUGAAGAACUACACACAAAGACAGACAGGUGAACAAUGAAUGUUCAAAAGAUGAGAAGCUAUGCAAAUACAAACAAAAACAGAUAAAUAUUCAGAACACAAGUGAAGAGUCCUCGAAAGUGAAACUUGCAGAAGUGGAGUGAGGUACUGAAAAUGUAAACCAGCUGAUUCUAUUUAUCUAUUGAUAUAAGGUGGCCUCGGAUCGUAAACUGAGGCAUUUGUACAGAAUUGUUUUGCGGAUAAUCUAUUUGAUGCAGAAGACUUUAUUUGAUGUUUUUGGAAUUUAAUGUGUAUGACAAAAGAGGAAGAUGAACGUGCAUUUGUAAAUAAUGUCCGACAAACUUUAUUUUUAUA
Messenger RNA from Mobula hypostoma (lesser devil ray), 4409 nucleotides. RefSeq names its product NF-kappa-B inhibitor alpha-like. Gene Ontology annotation, cellular component: cytosol. NCBI's taxonomy places the organism in Eukaryota, Metazoa, Chordata, Chondrichthyes, Myliobatiformes, Myliobatidae. Gene Ontology annotation, biological process: toll-like receptor 4 signaling pathway; cellular response to tumor necrosis factor. The coding region runs from base 57 to 1028 and encodes 323 amino acids. Gene Ontology annotation, molecular function: NF-kappaB binding. The record is from RefSeq and is a predicted model, not a curated record. The transcript has 6 exons.